CAGUCUUAGUUUAAAAUUUGGCAUUUGUGCAAUAUCUUAAAGAAUCUUACAUAAAAAUCCAGAAGAAGAAUUGUCCAGAUGAAUUCCUUACAUUUAGCAGACGGUUCCGAGAAACCAGUGGAAGUGAAAGGUCGGGCGCGUCUAUACAGCAUGGUGUUUUGCCCUUUUGUUAUGAGAAUACAUCAUGUGCUCAGUCUGAAGCAGAUUCCAUACGAUAUUGUCAAUAUCAAUUUACAGAAAAAGCCGCAGUGGUUUCUCCAAAUUAAUCCAGUUGGCAAGGUACCGGUUUAUGUAGAUUCAGAUGGUACAGUAGUAACGGAAUCUGUCACAGUGGCGAACUAUCUGGAUGAGAAAUAUCCUGAGCCUCCUCUGUACAAUGAAGAAACAAAAAGUCGUGAUUUGGAACUGAUAGAUGAUUUAUCUAAAAUUGUAGAUAUUAUUACGAAUAUCGUAUAUGAGAAGGAUAAGAGACAAUUCGAAGAGAUUCUCGCCGAGAUAAUGGAUAACUUACAAAAAUAUGAAGAGGAGCUUGAUGUACGCAAGACAAUUUUUUUCGGAGGAAGCAAUCCGAGUAUGUUAGACAUUCUAAUGUGGUCUUGGUUUGAUGUUGGAAAGGCUUUAACUCUACUUCACAAACAAUAUGCAAGUGUUGUUAGAUAUAAGAAGAAAUUUCCCCAUAUGGUGAAAUGGGUAGAGGGAAUGAAAAUCCAACCGUUUGUUCUAAAAUACAGGAGCUCGUAUAAAAAAUUAGCAAAAUUCUUAGAAGCUCGAAGAGCGAACAAUGUUGAUUAUGAUAAUAUUUAA
Atta colombica is the source of this 804-nucleotide messenger RNA. RefSeq names its product pyrimidodiazepine synthase-like. Gene Ontology annotation, cellular component: cytoplasm. The record is from RefSeq and is a predicted model, not a curated record. The transcript is spliced from 6 exons. NCBI's taxonomy places the organism in Eukaryota, Metazoa, Arthropoda, Insecta, Hymenoptera, Formicidae. Gene Ontology annotation, biological process: glutathione metabolic process. Bases 79 to 804 code for a protein of 241 amino acids. Gene Ontology annotation, molecular function: glutathione dehydrogenase (ascorbate) activity; glutathione transferase activity.